Messenger RNA from Echinostoma caproni, 471 nucleotides. The record is from the annotation of a GenBank genome assembly. NCBI's taxonomy places the organism in Eukaryota, Metazoa, Platyhelminthes, Trematoda, Plagiorchiida, Echinostomatidae.
AUGCAUAAACCUCGGCAACGAUUGCCGCUUUUGGAAGACAGGAAUUCAGGGUAUCCAUGUAGCACACCCACCCUUCUAGAUGAGUGUGAAAUUGAUGAAAAAACGCGCGAGGUGCUUCUGCAGAACAUACGUCAUCGUCUCACUCCUCAGGCAAUGAAAAUCCGUGCUAACUUUGAGGUUUCGUGUUUCACGUACGAGGGUAUCGAUGCAGUUCGGCGAGCAUUGAAAGCCGGUUUGGAGCUUACGACAGAAGAACUUCCGAUCCGUAUCAAUUUGAUUGCACCUCCGCUUUAUGUGUUAACUGCACAAACUAUGGAAUGGAGCGAUGGUGUGGAACAUCUGAAUCGUGUGCUGGACACGAUCAAACAGUCAAUUGAAAGUCAAGGUGGUACAUUCAAAAUUGAGCAAGCGAAGGGAUUGCGAGGCCGUCACCAUACCUCAGUAUUGAUUUCCGUUUAUGAUGAAAUGUGA